Messenger RNA from Echinostoma caproni, 441 nucleotides. NCBI's taxonomy places the organism in Eukaryota, Metazoa, Platyhelminthes, Trematoda, Plagiorchiida, Echinostomatidae. The record is from the annotation of a GenBank genome assembly.
AUGGAGCCUGGAUCCCCUGCGCGGAUUCAGACACCGGAGCCACUAGCUUCGUUAUCCAACGUCAACACCAGAUCGUACGCCCGAGGUGCUGCUGCCACGCAUGCCCCUAACAGUACUGUGACCAGCGUCACCGAACGCCCUUUGACCCAGUCGGCAUCCCGAGGGCCCCCCAACCCCAGGCUACUACGCCACCUCGACGCGGACGAACGGCAGCAUCUGAAGCAGGCAUUAGCUGAGAUCCAUGAGCGUCGAGCAAGUGGUGAACAUCCGGGAUUUUCAAGUCCAGAGGAGGCGCCCACAUUUCCGGUGGAGCCCUCUUGCAAUAUCGAACAGAAAGUCUCCUCCGGCGUAAACUGGAGGGACGUGUGGUCGGCUGCCAUCGACAGGCGCAGCCGCGCGUGCAUAGUGUCUGUCAAUGUGCGUAGUGUUUUGAACAAAUAA